ACAGAUCAAUCAUUUAGGGUUCCAAUGUCGAAAAAGAAACGUUAAUCUGUGUUUUGAGAACUCAAAUCAAAAGAAAAGUAUUGGCAUAUUUUAAAGAUAAAUCGCCAAAAGAGAAGAAUGAGAAGAAGAUGAUCAACGAAGCGGUUUCAAGUUCAAAUGACGUCACAGCGUGGAUCUUUAAACACUUCAGCAAUAGUAAGACCUGUCAGAAUUACCUUGAACCGGAACUAACAUGGAGUUCCUCUGGAGCUUCUUUUUUCUUAUUACGACAGUGAGUGCUUGCGGCUAUCCCGGAUCUCCUGCUCAUUCCAGCAUUGCUUUUAACUCUGAGGUCAUUGUCCCUGGAACGGUGGCAACUUACACCUGCGACAGUGGAUUCGAAUUAUUAGGACCUGCCCGCCGAAUUUGUGCAACCAAUGGUACAUGGACACCCAUCGGAAUACCUUUCUGCGUUCUGAAUGUUGCAGUAGGAAAAGCACCAAUGCAAUCCAGUCUUUCUGGAAAUGGAAUACCUCAAAAAGCUAUAGACGGCAGCACCAGCACAUUUUUUAAUGCAGACACCUGCAGUAUGACUCAAACAGAGCGUUCGCCUUGGUGGUAUGUCAACCUCUUAGAACCUUACAUGGUUCAGCUAGUGAGAUUAGAUUUUGGAGCAUCAUGUUGCACUAAUAAGGCAACAAUUGUUGUAAGAGUUGGAAACAACCGACCUGAUUUGGGUGUUAACCCUGUUUGUCAUAAAUAUACUGGCUUUCUGGAAGAAGGACGUCCUCUAUUUCUACCUUGCACAACAGCAAUGCCUGGAGCAUUUGUGAGUGUAUAUUUAGAAGAUCCUCCAUCGAAUCAAUUAUCGAUUUGUGAAGCUUUUGUCUACACGGAUCAAGCCCUUCCAAUCGAGCGAUGCCCUUCGUUUCGAGAUCAACCACUUGGCAGUACUUCAACUUAUAAUGGCAAAUGCUACCUUUUCUACAACAACCAACCUCGAAACUUUUUAUCGGCAAGACGUUUCUGCGAAAUUCGAGGAGGAAAUUUAAUUGAUGAGAGCAGUCCUGCAUUACAAGGUUUCUUAAGUUGGGAAUUAUUCAGGAGACAUCGUAAUGAUCCUAAUGGUCAAUAUUGGUUAGGUGCAGUCAGAGAUCCUUCCAACAACAACUGGAAAUGGACCAAUGGACACGAUGUAACUAUCUCUUUUUGGAACUCUCCCGGGAGUAAAGAAAAUUGCUCAAGAUUUGACGGUUCUAGGGGAUGGCUUUGGUCUGAAACAAAUUGUAAUAUGAAUUUGAACUACAUCUGCCAACACAAGCCAGCAACAUGCGGUAAACCAGAACGCCCAGCUAAUUCUACAAUCAUUGCCAGGAAUUUCGAUAUAGGUUCUGUUAUUGAAUAUCGUUGUGAUGUUGGUCAUCUUUUAAUCGGUCCAAAUAUCAGAACGUGUUUGGCAACUGGUGUUUUCAGUGAAUUCCCUCCAAAAUGCCGUUAUUUGAAAUGUGGAUCACCUGCCCAAAUAGAUAAUGGCUAUUACCAGUUACUGAACGGCACUCAGCAUUAUCUAUCAACAGUACAAUACACGUGUAACGAAGGUCAUGUUCUAGUUGGUCGAGGAAGUCUGGUGUGCGAUGUUGACGAAAAAUGGAAUGGACCUCCACCUAGAUGUGAUCCAUUUUACUGUCGUCAACCUCCUCCUAUUCUAAAUGGUUACUCUUCCAUGUCUUCCAAUGCAACUAUCUUUGGAACAGUCACAAGAUAUUAUUGCAACGAAGGUUUUGAGAUAAAAGGAAAAAAUAGUAUAAAAUGUGUCGCCAGUGGUUACUGGGAUGGAGAGCCACCUCUAUGCUUAGCAAUAGAAGAAAAAUUAACUUAUGUACAUAGUUCAAGAAGUGAAGUUACCUCAACAACAAUGCAAAGUAAUGAAUCUUCUAUCGAAACUACAACUGGUUCAACAAUUCAUAAAUCAGCUGAAACAAACACGCCAAAGAAAAAUUUUACAAUAACAUCAAUGGAACAUAUUUCAAGUAACAUACCAAGUACUUUGACUGAUCAAGUUUCAUUUUUCACCAGCACCUCAACAAGUACUUUUUCCAAAAGCCGACCAUCCUGGACACCGCCACCCCUUGAAAUAAUUCCGAUAGAUGAUGAUUCAUUGAAUACACUUGACGAAUCUCCGAGUAACAGAAUUCCCAGUUAUCAAAAGCCUUCGGACAAAAGUUUAUAUUCAAAUCAGCGCACUACUUUAGAGAAUCAAAAUUCAGUUGUUACAGAAUCAACUAUGACACCAGACAUUCCUAUGGUUCUAGUGAAAAAUAAUGCAGGAUCUGAUAUCAACAAAAAAGUUAAAUAUGGCAAUAAAUUUGACGGAAAAUCAUUAAACAAUGCUCAAGCAAAACUAAAUAUGGGUGGAAUUAUCGCCUUAGGAGUAUUUGGGGGCUUCAUCUUACUUGCCAUUACUGUUACAUUGAUUCUCAUCUUUGUUCGCAGGACUAAAAAAGAUUCUGGACCGUCUGUGGAAACUUCAACAACCUAUGAUAACAGCAGUGGUGCAGAAAAUGGGCUUCACAAGUUUUACAAGAGAGCUUGGGAAAACCUCCGUUAUGAUGGAAAAAGUUCUGCAGGUGGUUUGGAUAAAUCUUAUUUACCUAUUACGUUACAAGAAACGCUUGAUGGCAAUAAUGGAAGGGGUACUAUUGAAGGUUUUCGUGAUGCUAGUGAAAUUACUGUAAAUGACGUGGCAGCCCUAUAUACACGUCCUGAUAAAAAACAUUCUGAUGAAAGGGAAGAGAGCCCAGACAGAAAUAAAAAAGCCAUUAGACAAUGGUACAGUCAACAACUGGGACAUCAUUCCAGAAGAGGAGCUUUCUGAUUCCAUUUAUUUUUAUUUCAUAUUCAUGCUUGCUCUUUAAUGUCAAUGUAGCACAAAGUCUCCUAGUUGUCUGGUCACUGAAAUUAAAUUACAUUUUAUGAAGCAUAUAAAUUUAUCAAAAAAUGAAUUUGAAAAUUUAUGUUAAAAAACCAGUAACAGAACGAGUGAUUACUAUUGAAUCUGCAGACUAUUUAUCAAAAAAACUAGUGGCAUAUCGAAUGAUUAUCAUUGCAUCUGCAGAUUAUUUAUCAACAAAAAAAAAGUAGCAGAUCGAGUGAUUAUCAUUGCAUAUGCAGAUUAUUUAUCAAAAAAAAAAAGUAGCAGAUCGAGUGAUCAUUAUUGCAUCUGCAGAUUAUUUUUAAACUAAAUUUUUUUUUCAUUUUUAAAAAGGGGGUAAAUAGCUGAUAUUCUUUUUUUAAAAGAUCUCUAAACUUAGUACUAAUAAAAAUUAAAAAGCUGAUUUUAGAAAACACCACAAAGAACAAAAAGUAGAUAAUAGUUUACAGUUACUUGAUUACAGGUUUAACUGUGUAAGGAUUUCUUUAAUUUUUUUUAAUUUAAAAAAAGGAGGAAAAAAAAAGAAGUAUUUUUAAAAGAAAAAGAAUAUUUUAUAAAAUUUAACUUAAAUUAAAAGUUAUGUGUAAUUUUUAAGGAGCUUAUAUUUGAAAAUUUCGCUAUAUGUACACUACCCUUCAAUAAUGGAAGAGACACUUUCAGUUUUUGACUUUUUUUUUUAAAUUUCUCAAGAAAGACUUGGAGAAAUAUUUUGUAACUUCUAGAAGUUCGCGCAAUUUUGCAUACUUACCAAUAAGAUUUAAAACUUUCAGAGGUUUCAGGCACCAACAGUAAAUUAUGAAAGAAAACAUGGAUUUUUGAAUACUCUAUGCCAGAAAUUUAAGCAUAAACUUGUAACUUAUAUCGAUUACUUCGGUUAUUUACAAUAACUGCAUAAAAUUUCAUAAACUUAACUUAAAUAUUUAUUUUUCCAACG
Parasteatoda tepidariorum (common house spider) is the source of this 3845-nucleotide messenger RNA. Its product is annotated as seizure 6-like protein 2. The record is from RefSeq and is a predicted model, not a curated record. Lineage: Eukaryota; Metazoa; Arthropoda; Arachnida; Araneae; Theridiidae.